Messenger RNA from Spirodela intermedia, 1017 nucleotides. NCBI's taxonomy places the organism in Eukaryota, Viridiplantae, Streptophyta, Magnoliopsida, Alismatales, Araceae. The record is from the annotation of a GenBank genome assembly.
AUGGCGGAGCAACCGAGAAGGUUUGCCAUAGGCUAUGCUCUAGUCCCAAAGAAGAGGCACAGCUUCAUCCAGCCCUCUCUUGUGGAACGCGCCUGCGAGCGUGGCAUCGAUCUCAUCCCCAUCGACCUGGACAUUCCCCUCUCCGAGCAGGGUGCCUUCGAUUGCAUCAUCCACAAGGUCUCCGGCAAAGCGUGGAGGGCCCAGCUCGAGGACUACUCGGCGAAGAAUCCCCGUACCCCCAUCAUUGACCCUCCUGAAGCCAUCGAGCGACUGCACAAUCGCAUUUCCAUGCUCCAGUUCGUGUCGGAGCUUAAGAUUCCCCAGGAGAAGGAGUCCCUCGGAGUUCCCAACCAGAUCGUGAUCUACGACCAGGCCGCUCUGGUGGACGUAGGAACCGUCGGCGCUCUGCGAUUCCCCUUGAUUGCGAAGCCCCUGGUGGCCGACGGGAGCGCCAAAUCCCACAAAAUGGCGCUGGUUUACCACCGGGAUGGGCUGCUCAAGCAGAAACCUCCUGUGGUUCUCCAAGAGUUUGUGAACCAUGGUGGAGUCAUAUUCAAGGUCUACGUUGUCGGGGACUACGUCAAGUGCGUGAAGCGCAAGUCCCUUCCGGAUGUCUGUGAGGAGAAGCUCGAGGGCUUGGAGGGCUCCGUCUCCUUCUCCCAGGUCUCCAACCUGACAGCCCCCGAGGACUGGGAGGAGGACAAGUACUACGAGACCAUGCACCUGGGGGAAGCUGAAAUGCCGCCCCUUAGCUUCGUCACAGAGGUCGGACAGGGUCUGAGGAAGGCCAUGGGCCUUCAUCUCUUCAACUUCGACAUGAUAAGAGACGCAAAGGUCGGCAACCGCUACCUCGUCAUCGACAUUAACUACUUCCCUGGGUACGCCAAGAUGCCGUCCUAUGAGACUGUUUUGGUCGAAUUCUUCCUUGAUGUUGUCCACAAGAGCUCGGACGAGCGGCCGGAUUCUGCUUCAGAUGGGCAGGAAGUGGCUGAGGACGUGUUGGACAGGGGUUGGUGA